Molecule: messenger RNA, 1182 nt
Organism: Lodderomyces beijingensis
Lineage: Eukaryota; Fungi; Ascomycota; Pichiomycetes; Serinales; Debaryomycetaceae
Source: the annotation of a GenBank genome assembly
AUGAGACACAGCUUGGUCACUUUCCCAGUAGUCAUCAUUUGCGUAUCGAUUGCGUUGAUCAGCUUGAGAAAGCAGUUUGUGAGUUUCUACGUCGGUCGGCUAUUUUCAAUGUCUGCAACUCCUACGUAUGAAAAGGAACUUCGAGUCGCAACGUUGGCAGUCAAGCGAGCCUCGAUCUUGACCAAGCAGUUGAGCGACUCCAUCGCGCAGGCUGAGCAGGGCACCAUCACGAAGGAGGACAAGUCGCCCGUGACAAUUGGCGAUUUUGCGAGCCAGGCUAUAAUCAACCAUGCGUUGAGCGCAAACUUCCCCCAGGACGAAAUCGUGGGCGAGGAAGACUCUCAAGAUUUGCGAGACAAUUCGAAAUUAGCUGACCAGGUCCUUGACUUGAUUUCUAAAGUUCAAUCCGAAACUCUCGAGUAUAGUGAAAGCUUGGGCGAUUUGCAAGACAAGCAAUCAGUUUUCAAAAGCAUCGAUUUGGGAAAUUCAAAAGGUGGCUCAAAGGGCAGAUUCUGGGCCUUGGACCCCAUUGACGGCACAAAGGGGUUUUUGAGAGGUGACCAGUUUGCUGUAUGUUUGGCCCUCAUUGAGGACGGGAAAGUUGUCCUUGGCGUCAUUGGAUGUCCCAAUUUGGCCAGAAACAUCGAGUCCAACACGAAACAGCUGGGGACUAUUGGUGGUUUGUACUCGGCAGUCAAAGGUCUUGGUUCGUAUUACGCACCUUUGUUUGACUCUGGCUUCACCGAACUCGCCCAACAGCAACGCAUAGAGAUGAAACAGCACUACUCACCCCAGGAUUUGAAAGUUGUUGAAGGUGUUGAAAAGGGGCACUCGUCACAUUCCACGCAAGCGGCAAUCAAGGCCAAACUCGGAUUUGACCCGGAAACCGUGGCGGAAAAGACAAUCAACUUGGACUCUCAAGUUAAAUACUGCGUUUUAGCAAGCGGACAAGCUGACAUCUACCUCAGGUUGCCCAUAAAUGAUGUAUACAGAGAAAAGAUUUGGGACCACGCGGCUGGGAAUAUCCUCGUUUACGAAGCCGGCGGCAGAGUCGGGGACAUCCAGGGCAAACCCUUGGAUUUCGGCAAGGGAAGACUCUUGCCUUCUCAAGGCGUGAUUGCAAGCAACAACAGAGUAUUUGACAAGGUUAUAGAUGCAGUGAAAAGUGUAUGCAAUUUAUAG